Ostrea edulis (European flat oyster) is the source of this 8226-nucleotide messenger RNA. RefSeq names its product forkhead box protein P1-like. Lineage: Eukaryota; Metazoa; Mollusca; Bivalvia; Ostreida; Ostreidae. Gene Ontology annotation, biological process: regulation of transcription by RNA polymerase II. Gene Ontology annotation, cellular component: nucleus. Gene Ontology annotation, molecular function: RNA polymerase II cis-regulatory region sequence-specific DNA binding; DNA-binding transcription factor activity, RNA polymerase II-specific. The transcript has 19 exons. Bases 1156 to 3669 code for a protein of 837 amino acids. The record is from RefSeq and is a predicted model, not a curated record.
UUUUAGGUAGACAUAUGUUUAAAUUUAUAAUAUCUUCUUUUUUAAAUAGCAAACACAAAGUGAAAAUCUUAUUUUGCUUCACUAUUUUUAGAAAAACGUUAUUAUUUUGUAUUUCUUUUCGUUUUCCUGCAUUGCGUUAAACUGACAAAAGUUUGCUUCUGAUAAGCAUUUUUUUUUAAAUAUCCCAACUAUCCGUCUGCCAUUGUUUGUUUUUUCACUGUUUACCCAGCAGGUGCUGUGACGUCACCUGGAUCGAACCGUGUUGCUACUUUAAAUAACAAAGUGACUUUGCGCGAGAAGAUGCAUUAAGAAUUAUAAAUAAAUCUCAUUAAUGCUUGUUUUUAAGAAAUGCAAGUAAAACUCUUAAGUUCCCAAAACACAUCACUAAAAUUGUCACAUUUUGACAGAAAGUAGAUAGCGGCUUCCGUCGGACAGAUGUUCAGGCGUAUGAAUAUGUUUUUAUUUACGAUUGUGAUUCGCCCUGGCAAAAAAGUGUUCUGUUGCAUGCUUGAUAAUUUCAACCGCAUUAUCCGAUGUGAAAAAAGAACCCUACAGAUUUUUAGAGAUUAAGCAAACAGAAUGAGCACAAAGACCUUGAGGUUGAAUUGCAUGUUGAAAAUCCAGCCUAUAUGUUAAGAGUGGAGUUGUGGUGUUGGAAAGGAGGGAAGUUUUGAGUGUGGUGGAACUGUCUUAAGUGAUAUGUACCUUCCUGCUGCGUCUGAUCGAUAGCUGUCUUUUCAGGCCCCGGAAGUCCUUGGAUCCACUCCAUAUACCACCUGUUCUCACAUUUGACCAUUCAUGAAGAUUCUCCAUCGAAAAGAAAAAAACAUAAUCUAGAGAGGGGAAAAAACAAACUUUUGUUCCGUGAGCUCACAGAAUUUCGAACUCUGCUGAAAGGAAGAGAUACUUAAGCUCGUGUGAAGAAGCAGAAUUUGGAUUACUCUUUGUCAACUUGUGUUUUUCCUCUCAUUGUGUUCCGUCAGCGUUUCCUGCUUCUAAUUGCAGUGGGAUAAAUUUAGAAGAAAAAAGUGAACCCCAAAGAAUUCCUUCCUGCUCAGAGUUUUAAAAAAAAAUUCGGUUGGAGAGUAAUUGACUUGAGAACUGAGGAGAACAGUACUGCCUGAGAGGCAGCAGCUAAGGAACUCUGACAGUAUCAUGUUACUUGGAGAUUCUGUGACCGAUUUUUCGAAGAUGUCCAGUUUAAAGUAUGAGAGUGCCCACUCCCCAGCAGAACCCUCUCCCUUCUAUCCUGCUUUCCCCCCUCACCCCUCCUUCAUGCACCCAGCCAUUUCACAAAUGUACGGACGAGGAGUGUCAUUUCUAGAAGACAAAUUCAAAAGGGAGGACCCACACAUGUUCUCCCCCACUGAGAGAACAAAAUCUGAGUUUCCACCGCCCCUUCCGCUGUGUCUGCCAACUUCAGAACAUGCGAAAAUGCUGGAACUGGACAUGACCCAUGGUCAGUACCGUGGAAGUGACCGGCACUCUCCCUUGAGUCCCUCCGAGUAUUACCGUCGGCGAGACAUCAUGAGUACGGGUAGUAGCUCACAUUCCAGUCCCACGUCGUCACAUUCCGGAGAACUGAAUUUGUCACGCUAUAGGGGACAAAAAUCUGCGUCAGAAGCUGGAUUGAGUGAGGAGAAUGGCAUAAUGGAGAAAUGUGAAGAUGGUGCUGAGAAUGGCAUAAUGGAGAAAUGUGAAGAUGGUGCUGUAAAUUUAUCUUCUAUAAGAGAAAACUCGGAAAACAGCAGCAUGAAAGACGAGGAUAUUAAGGGACCUUCACCCCAUUCUCAAGAAGCUGAUGACAAGAACCCACUUCACCAUGGGGCCAGCUCAUUCUCUCCAACUCCUAGCCCCCCUAGCUUGACCCAAAGUGCAGCUAAACGCAAAAUCAAGUCCAACAGUGCCAUAGAGCUCACCUCGGGCAGUCAGCCAUUAAUGAUGAUGGCGGCCCAGCACGGAGUUCUUCCACAGCAGAUGCAGCAGCUAUUGCAGCAACAGAAUCAGGGUGUCAAUGCUCAGCAACUUCAGCAACAGAUGAUGCAACAUCAAACAGUCAUGUUGCAACACCAGCAGCAAAAACUUCAAGAGCAUAUACUGCAGGAACUGAAUGAACAGCUUCAGCUCAACGUCAUACAGCAGUCUCAAUUGAUGCAGGGCUCCUCAGACAAAAGCAAGAACAACAAACAACAGCUACAGCAUCUGGUUGUGCAACAGCAGCAACUCAUGCAACAAAUUCAGCAGAUACAGCUUCAGCAACGACAGUUUCUAUUAGCAUGCUUGGUUCAGCCGUUUGGAGCCCCACAAGGAAUGAUGUCACCCACGGAAAUCCAGCAGCUGUGGAAGGAGGUGGCCGCCCAGUCGGGGCUAGAGGGAGACCAGAAGUCUCCGUUUAACGGACUGACCACCCCCAAUCCUCCCACACAGGGACCAUGGUCCAAUGGCCUGACGUCUGAAGGAUUCUUACCUGCAGCAGGGAUGUUGAACCAGCAUCCAAUUUCCAUUGACACAGAUGAAAAAUCGACUUCGCUCAAAACAAGCUGUUUAUUUCGUCAUGGACGCUGCAAGUGGCCAAACUGUGAUAUCCAGUGUGAAGAUCAGGCAGAAUUCCAAAGACAUUUGGCCACUGAACAUCAGUUAGAUGACCGCAGCACUGCCCAGGCUCGGGUACAAAUGCAGGUCGUCAGUCAGCUGGAAAUACAGCUGACCAGGGAGAAAGAACUACUACAGGGUAUGAUGCAGCACCUUCACAUGAAGCAGCCCAGGGCGAAGUCCGACCAACCCUCCCCUCAGAAGUCAUUUCAUCCCAAGGUUUCUACACCUGUUCCGAUUUCCAUGGCAACAGUGACUCCUACCUCGGUGACAGCUCCCAGCCCACCGAAGCCAAUAGCAGCAUUAUCUUCUCCACUGAAGCAAGCUGCUGUCUCAUCUGUCUCAGCCCCGCCCACCCCUGUUCCCAUGGUCACACACCCCAUGUCCCUGUCCCUGGGGAUUCCCCCCUCCAUGGUGACAUCACUCUCUAAGCCUCCUACGCCUCAGUCCCAAUCUCAGCCAUCGACGCCCACCGGAGGCGGGCCCAUGAGGCGACGUGUCUCAGACAAAUGUAACCUCCCGAUCUCAGCUGGAACCUCAGAGGAAAUCCAAAGAAAUCGUGAUUUCUACAAGAGCACUGAUGUACGGCCCCCCUUCACCUACGCCUCGUUGAUUCGCCAGGCCAUUAUUGAGUCUCCUCAUAAACAACUGACGCUGAAUGAAAUCUACCAGUGGUUCCAAAAUACAUUCGCCUAUUUCCGACGGAAUGAAGCAACUUGGAAGAAUGCUGUACGACACAACCUGAGUCUACACAAAUGCUUCAUGAGAGUGGAGAAUGUGAAAGGGGCCGUGUGGACAGUCGAUGAAGUGGAGUUUUACAAAAGACGGCCCCAGAAGCUGGGGGGAAAUAUGUCCAUUAAAGAAGUUAAAAGUCCCUCAAUGAAUGCUGAGCCGGUAAUCUUCGGCGAGACAUUUAAUGCCAGCUUACGGGCUGCUAUUGAGCAGGCUACCAUGUUAAAUCACCAUUACACGAAUGGAUCGGUGUCUAUGGAUGGUGUAGAAGAUUUGUCCAUGAAGUCCAGUCGGAACAACAGCUCCGAUAACCUGAGAAAACUCGGGUCUCCAUCAAGUGUGUGAAAGAUACGCCCUUUACCUAUCCGUGGCUGACAAGUGAUCUAUCAGAUGUCAUUGAUGUGAAUCUCGAAAUUAAAUUUCAAACAAGAAAACAUCCAAGAAUUUCAGUGCCAGAAAUAAUGUGUUGAUAAUUUGCCGCAUCUGACAGGCCUAGGUCACUGGGGCAUUAUCCGACAGCUAGCAGUGUCAAGCGUGGCGUUUACGACCCUCGACAGUGCAGCGUGGCCUGUGUUGACGAGCCGUUUCCUGAAGUCAGUCAACUUGUUUUCAUUUUGUGACAAUCCAUCUAUCGUGAUGUUGUUGUAUGCAUUAAACAUGACCAGCAUUCUGGGCUGUCGAGGCUUUGUUUGUUCGUACAGAGGGCGCGCGGACUUUUACUACAGUUUGCUACAAGUUGUUGAACAUAUCUGGUACCAGGCUGCAGAUACAUGAAUGAAUCACUUGAUUUGCCCAGCAGUUUUAAAUUUUGUGUGCUGUACAUGUCUUCUAAAGUUAACAUCCCCCCUUUGUAGAAAUCAAUUUAAAUGAAACAAAUUUUUGUUGCAUAUAGAGUAUACCGUAUCACCAAGAGGCUUGGACAUCGUUGAGAUUGUUUUUAAAUGUGAAAAAUGUUUCCAACAUGCGUUCAACUAAAAGAUUCUUGGAAAGCACUUUUGUCAUUAGAAGGAAAUUUGAAUUUUUUCAGAUUUGAUUUUUAAUGUUAAUCUUAUGGCUAUUCUCAUUUUAUGUGUAUAAAUUAUUUAUGAAAAUAUAUCAAUGGAAGAUAUUCCAGGUCACCUGAUUUAAUAGCACACCUGCACACAAGCGCUUUUUAACUGCAUAAUUUUCCGUUUUUACUGAAAUAUUUUUGAAUUUAAUUUUCCAUGUAAAUAUUUUAAAGAAAGUAUAGGUCACACAGACUUAAUACUUUUGAAAACACUAAGUUACAACACUUUUAGAAGCUAAGGCAUUGCAUAGAGUUCAUUACAUUUAGAUCUUACAAAGUGCAUGUAAUUUUCCAAACAAACAAAAAAGAAACCAGAAUCACAUUUAACAAAAUCUGUGCUAUUUACUGCACGUCCCACGAAAUGUAUCCGCUGCUCAAUACCAAUGACAUAUUAAACCGGGAAAUUCAUUCAUUAUGCAUACUUUUCAAAAAAGCACAAUGAUGAAUUGAAAAGGGGGAAUAAACAUGCAAAUAAUGACAUUUUAAUGGUAGCUAUUGUUUGUUUACAACACACAAAAAUAGCUCUGCUUGUGAUGAGUUGACAGUCGUGGUUUUGAAGUGAUGAAUAAGCGAUUCAAAGUUCACUUGAACAGCAAGCGAGGGCCUUGUUGAUUUUGACAGGGUUUAGCUUCCUGUGGUUGACAGCCCUUCCUGUCGCCAUCAUCUGCCCCGCACGGGAUUACCACAAUUCUAUACCAAAGAAGUGCAGCUUUAUUGCAAAAUUUGGAUGUUUUGUUGGCAGCAUGAUGCUAUCAUUUAUAUUCUUUGCGGUUUCUAAAUCAAAUCUUAGAAUGAAAUUUAAUUGUAUACAGAAAUUGGGAGAGAAUAUAAAACUACAUGAGGGACUGAGGGAGGGGUGGAAUUAAUUUUUAUGCCAUUGACGCGUUUUGUUAAUUCAGACAUUUAAUGCUCAUAUAUUUCCGGUCUCCAAUGGAUCGGAAAUGAAAAUUCUUAAUAUUGUAUAUUUUUAAAAAUAAUCUGUUAGGAUGUUAUUUCCUGUUUAGUGAGAUUAUGCUGGCAGCAAUAUUAAAUAAGAUAUUUUUUUUUAAAAAAAAAACGUUUAUUUAUUCAGUUACAAUUAUUUUCCUAUCUUUGGAUGUGAGACAAUAUUUUAUUGCACUCGUUUUUGUUAAUUAAUAUUCAUUGCGACACCUUGAAAUAUAUAAGAUAUAUACAAUACAUAUGGCCCGGCGAGACUCGAGGUCUAUUGUGUAGUGUCUUCUAUAAACUUUACCUUUUUUCUAGAUUACUAAGAUACAAGAAUGAAAUGUACGCAUCAUUCAGAAAAAAAUAUAUUGUCUAUUCUUUGGUAUAAUCUAGAGUUUUUAAAAAAAUGUUCCACACCUAUUAAAAAAGGCAACAUUCGUCAUUUCAUAACUGAUAGCAUGAAAUCUUUUGAUAUGAAACAAAAAAAGAAGGUAAUAUUGUACACAAAUCAACUGAUAUUAAAUAAGUCAACCUUCUCGAUUAAGCAAUCUUUACUUACAAACAGUGUUAUGAAACUUAUCCUGAAUUAAAAAAUAAAACAGUAUCAUCUCUAAAAAUAAAAAAAGAAAAGAAAAGCAAAAUCAGACACAAAUCAUAACAAAUCUGCUUUAAGAAAAAAUAAUCAUUGGCUAUUGCAAAAAAUGAUCCACCUCUAUUGCACACAGCUACAUUUAACAAAUACAAAAAAAUUAAACACAGCAAAGAAAACCAACCAUUGCAACAGAAGGACUGAUUUGGUAGCAAACACCUAACAGAUGUCAGACCGUCUACGGAAGAUGUCAGACCGUCUACGGAAGAUGUCAGACCGUCUACGGAAGAUAUCAGACCGUCUACGGAAGAUAUCAGACCGUCUACAGAAGAUAUCAGACCGUCUACAGAAGAUGUCAGACUGUCUACGGAAGAUAUCAGACCGUCUACAGAAGAUGUCAGACCGUCUACGGGAGAUAUCAGACCGUCUACAGAAGCACAAUGUGGCCAUCUAACUGUAUCUGGCACUUCUACCCAAGUCUACACCAGAAAUCAUUCGCUAGAAUUCCUUCUUAAUAUUUUCUGUUUUUAACAUUAAUACAAAUAUGACGGGAUCAGGAGAUAUGAUUAAUCAUUCAUAUAGGGUGUAGUAAUCAAAAAAGGCGAUUGUAUGUUGAUGACUGAAGAUAUUGUUCUUACAAUAAUCAAAGCCCAAAAGUUUUUGAUAUACUGUGCAUGAUCUUCUUUUUAAAACAUAGAUUACACUAAACAAAUUUUCUCUCUCCAUAGAUGGGGUAGGCAUGCCAAAAUAUCAUUAGAGAUCCUCUUCAUUUAAAAAUGGAAAAAUAACAGUUCAUUUUUAAAAUAAAACUACUCACAAAUUCAAAACACUACAACGUUUAUGCAUUCUAAAACUUGAAGCAAAACACAACAAGAAAACUGAAUAUAUAACACUGAAACAAGAUAGCAAAAAGGCAACAGUAGCACUUGAAUAUAUAAUUUAUAUAUCAGAAUCAAAUCUAACAUAGUAAAACCAAGACAACUUUUGAUUGGUCACAGAUAUAAUAUGACUCAGCAACACUGAAGGUCACUAAAAACUACAACUUGAAUCAUAAAUAAAACAGGUUCAGUUUGACUGACCCGUCGUACACUACAGUCAUCAUUUAGAAAGGGGAAAAAAAGCAUCCAUUCACUUUCUCAGUCAGGAUCCAUGUGGUCCAGAUGAGCUGUCCAUCACCACCUCCUGUGAACUUUGCACUGAUUGAGUGUUCUGAUUGGAUGAAUUUUGUCCAAUGGGUGAGCUAGAUUUUGGAGACCUAGAUACUGGGGACAGAUCUAAACCCUGUUCACAACCUGUAUCCUUUCUUGCUUGGUUGUCCAGGGAAACCUCAUCGUACUGGUUUCUAGGGGACAGAUUGAGAGCCUGUUUGGAGUAGUCGCCCUGGACCACCACCGAUAAGGGACUGUCAACAGUGGAAUGACCAUUCUCAAGAAAUGCCUCAUCUCGAUCGGUACAUUCCUCUUUAACAUCCAGGAGGCCAUCUCUGAAAUGAGAAAUACAGUGAAUGUGACAUUUAUAUUUCAGAAAAUCUAUAAGCAGACCCAUGUUGGUACAUCACAGGCAUGAAAUAUUUGUUACUUUAAUAUUAAAACAUGUUGUGACCAAUCUUAAUUAUCAAUUUAAAUUCAUAAUAUAUUAAUUUGUCCAAAAAUGGAAACAUAAUUACUAGUAAUAUUUAUGGGUCAUUUCAUCUAAAUAUUUUUGUUCUGAAGGAAAGCAUGCAUCUUAAAUCAUCACUCAAAAAUAAUAUGCAACAUGAAUAAUUUUAAACAUUAUUGUAAAAUAUUUUUUUUAAGCGAAUAAUAAGAAAUUUGGUCACUUUAUGCAAAUCAUGACAAAAAUGCCAAUUACUGAAUUCUCAUUGGAAGAAACAGCAUUUUUUUCUGUACCAAAUUGCACACCGUUUGUAUGAAAGGUGACUACAUUAAAAUGUUAAGGCCGGCCAAUAUACAUAUACAUAGUCUUGUAUGCACUUUAACUCCCUAUUUCCUCUCUUUUUUUUUUUUUUUUUUUUUUUUUUGCUCUAAUAAUACCUCAUUCUUUCAUCUUUUUUCAUUAUGUCUAGUCAUUUUCCCUUUGUUAUUUAUUACAGCUUAUUUCCCCCCUUUUAGCACAAGUUAAGAUCUUUGCUUUUUACGUGUUUUCAUCUCAGGAAAUGAAAAUUAAAGAAUACACAAUGUUCAAUCCGUUUUCUUCACGAUAAGGUCACUUUGUGACAGGACCAAUCACAUUGGUUGUUACAAGUAGGUUUUUUUAAGACCGGUGCAUUUCAUCACAGACUUGUUACAUGUUCUGCAUCCCCUCAUGUCAGUCAGAAUAAAAUUUAUAGUAUGCUGGA